AUGAAGGAGGAGGAAAUUGACGCCUCCCGACUGUUGCAAGAAAUAGCUCAUCAGGGUGGCACCAAUCCAAUCAAGGUCGAGACUUGGAUGCAAGAGAUGGAAAAGAUAUUGGCAGUGCUGAAUUGUACUAAGGAGCAAGAGGUACUUUUUGCCACUUUUAAGCUGGCCAGAGAAGCUAAACGGUUGUGGUAUGCGAUGAAGCUAUUCGAAGAACAGCGAGCAUUACCUAUAACAAUGACUUGGGGUCGUUUCAACCAAUAUGCUGCUAAAUUUCUGAAACUUUCCUACUUUGCACCUUCCAUGGUUCCAGAUGAAUACCAAAAGGUUAGGUGGUUUGAAAGGGGUCUGAAUCAGAGAAUUCACGAGCAUAUGACGUGUUUGCAAAUUCAGGAUUUCGCGGAACUGGUGGAGAAAGCCACUGUUGUAGAGUCGAGUCUACAGAGAGGUGCAUAG
Messenger RNA from Malania oleifera, 453 nucleotides. RefSeq lists its product as uncharacterized. The transcript has 3 exons. The record is from RefSeq and is a predicted model, not a curated record. NCBI's taxonomy places the organism in Eukaryota, Viridiplantae, Streptophyta, Magnoliopsida, Santalales, Ximeniaceae. Bases 1 to 453 code for a protein of 150 amino acids.